Teleopsis dalmanni is the source of this 2991-nucleotide messenger RNA. RefSeq lists its product as uncharacterized. The record is from RefSeq and is a predicted model, not a curated record. The transcript has 6 exons. Lineage: Eukaryota; Metazoa; Arthropoda; Insecta; Diptera; Diopsidae. The coding region runs from base 121 to 2697 and encodes 858 amino acids.
CGGGCACUAGGCGCGGUUCAUGCGGACAAAUUUUAUUUUAGUACGAUUAAGCAGACAAGUGGAAUAAGGUGAAUUUCGUGAUCAAGAACGAUCGAACAUAGCGAACUCAAUUAGUUAAUAAUGCUGCCAACAAAACAAACGACAGUCGCCUUAGCGCUGGCUGCUGUCUUCCUAUGCUGCAGCAUAGGUCAGACUCAAGCUCAAGAAAAUGCACAACUACAAAUCCCGCCAUCACUGGUGGAGUGUUAUAAUACAAGUUAUUUCAUGAAUCGCGAUAAUCGUUUGCCGUCUAACAUAGGAACCCUUAUUUCACUCAUCGAGAAAGUAGAGAACUCAUACAACUAUAACCAGGACAUACGACAAUUGGCCAUAAGUUUAAUACAUCGUUUCCGACAGGAUGGCAUACAGCGUGCACCAAAUAUAGUUGCAUCUCCAGGUGUUAUACCCUACAGUCCGACUGGUUUCCAAUUUUCCAAAUUUCGUAUUUUAUUGCAAAGACUAAUACCAGGCAACGCUUAUAAUUUCCCAAAUAACUCACUAUCAGUUGAGGAACGUUGUUCUCUGCACUUCAUGCUUUCCAGUUCAUUCGAUACACGCCAACGUGGCGAUGAAAAUCAAGUUUGUGGAAAACUCUCACAAUAUCGUGCACAACGCUUACCACGCGCCGCUCCCGCACAAGAACAAAAUAACUUUAUUGGAGACGUUGAACUUCUUGAGACAUUUGGUGCUAAAAACAAACGUCGUGUUGUUCCACAAGGCAAAUUACGAGAAAAUGUUAAUAUUAAUGCCAAAUCCUUUGACUAUGAUUGGGGUUAUGCUGAUCCUAAUUUCGGUUACAGUAGUGGCGAUAAUGCAGUAAGUCAGUGCCCAGUUGAAAAUGGUGUCAUUUGGACUCCAUGGGGUACUGUUGCUGCAGGUACCUUAAUUGCUGGUAUAGCUGCUGGUCUAGAACAACAAAGUGUGCAGUUGCGUACAUUGUUGGCUUUGGCAAGACGUCAAGGUGGUCCAAAUCUACCACAAACUACAACAGUUGCAAUAGAUAAUCGUUGGGCUGCAACACUGGCUGGUGACCUCGCUGAAGUAGCGCUGCUGCAAGUGCCUAGUUCAUCAUCAGAAACUGCUUCAGUUGGUGCAAACGGUGCCUGGAAUAAUACUGUCAUGCCAAAAUGGUAUUUCUUGUCUCAGCGCCAGAAUAUGGAAAUGACAGAUGCUGAAAUACGUGGUGGUUUGGAUGGUCUUAUUAUUGCCAUGAAUAUAGUUAAUUGGCGUACACAAGCACCUUCUCUUAAAUUAUCACAGUUAUUACGUAUGUACUAUUCAAUGGAUGGUGUAUUGAGCUCAGGUAUAAUGGCCUGCAAUCGUAAGGAUAAUUUCCCAACAUUUGCUCCACUUAACACAAUGAUCGCUCAAACUUCCGCCUUUGCUCAAGUUCUUGAUCGUGAAAUGCAGUUGCGUGUUACUCUUUCAGCCACAGCGAUCGCAAAUUUCUCGAAUUUAGCGGCCAAUGCUUUGGAAAGUUAUAUACCCCAAUACUUGAAUGAUGUUUCUUGUUCAGUCAGUAAUGCUCUCCCACAGGACAUUUCAUCAUCAAUUACCGCUAUGACAAAUAUUUAUGUGUUCUUGGACACUUCCUGGCAAUAUGGAAACAUUGUGGACUACCUAGUUUACAUAUUGGAACGCUUAAAUAUUAAUCCAUAUGCCAGUUCAGUAACUCUAUUAGCAGCUGCUGACUGCUCUGUUAUCGUAAAUACUACUAACAAUAUUGCAGACGUAUAUGAAAACUGGAACGUAACCACGCAUUCAAUGUUUAAUCCCGGUUUUAAUUUACCUAAUAUACUACAAACCCUACAAAACCUGACUCAAGCUUAUAUGAACGCUGAACAAACCAAUUCAUCUGUAGGCGGACGUUCAAUGGUAGCACUUAUGAUGCCAAAUCAAGCCACAGUCAAUAGCGGUGAUUCAAGUUAUUCCACAACUCAAUUGCUAUAUAUGUCCGAGCAAAUUCCCGACUUGCAUUACAUCUACUAUUCUGGUGGAACCUCUAACCGUUUUUCGUCAUUUGUUAACGAUCCCAAUCAAGACUUAUUUAGUUUAACCAUAGGCUCUCAGCCUUCUGUAUCUUCAGGUCCUGUUGUUAACCGCAUCAAAAAGGUUCCACGUCGCAUUAUAAAUCCUAAUUGUGGUUCAAAUUGGUAUUCGAACAGCGGUACAAAUAACUAUAAAAUGACUCAAUAUGCACGACCUGGUGUCAUCAACUUCUAUCGUAUGGUCCCCAACUACUACUACGGUGCAGCCAGCGGCCGUUACGUCAAUAUACAACCACAAAGUUCCAUGCAAUUUACCGUUUGCUCUUCACGCUCAACAGUUUUACCAAUGCAAAAUUCUACCAACUCCGGCAGUAAUCAAAAUUGUGUACAAAUAUCUGGUUCAAGUUCUCCAUAUAGCUAUGAUCUGUCCAAUGCCUGCGACGGUUACUACACUAUUCACCAGUGUCCUUCACUUUACUUAUCAGUACAAGCGAUGAACGUAACUAAUAGCUAUACUGUGUCUUGUACAGACGCGGCAUGCCAAACUCCGGAUCAGUUACAGUAUUCGAUUACAGUAGCCAACCUUGGUUGUUACAGUAGUGCUAGUGGAGUUUUUGCCAGUUUUAUUACAAUUACUUUAGCUUAUUUCCUACUGCAAUUCUUCAAAUAAAUCGGUUCCAAAAUUGAAGGCACCUUAGACAUAAAACAGAGGCGAUUAAUAUUUGACAAAUACAUUAUUGGAUUUGUUCAAUAUUUAAGCUCCCACCAUACAAAUCCAAAACCAAUUAAUUUAAUUAUACAAACAUUACAAACACAUAUUUUUACUAUUGAAUUGUUUAUUCUUUAAUAUUUUAAGUAUUUUUUCUAUUUUAAGUUGUAUUUUUAACAAAAGUUGGAAUUUGAAUACAGCCAUAAUAAAGACAACCAACACCAUAAAAACAACAAAAAACUUUCUUUAUCACUC